AUGGUGCAGGGCAUCCGCGAUGCUGCAAAUAUGCUCUUCUCACGCGGCGUCAGCGAGGACAUGGCAAGGCUGAACACGACAUUGGUUAACUUAGAGAAGGGCUCGCCGGACAUCCUUUUGUUCGUAAGCUUGCUUCAGAUUGAGGUCUUGAAAAAGGCAGGUCGCCGAGCACCUUACAGUAGAGCAUUAUCAGCUCAAUUGCUUGCGAUAGCAAAGAAGAGGCAAAGGAGGGUUAGCUUGACCACACGUAGUGAACCCUCGACGGUGGCGCCUAGAGUAUCCCACAAUCUGAAGAUAUUAUCUUCGGUGAAGUUGUACCAACCUAAGCGCUCCCAAAAGCAACAGCAGCUCAUAGCCCUGCGUCAAAGGCUGGAGGCAGCAUCCGCUGAGAUCUCCAAGGCCGUGGAGCUGGCUGACAGCCACAACUUGGAGGACCUGGAGUGGCUAGCAUACUGGGCAGGCAUCCUCAGGGAGGCCAAGGAACAAGGCCGGGACGUCCUGGGCGCCAUCGCGAACGCAAAGUCGUCGAUAGUGGAAUGCGUCCAAGAAGAUGAAUUCAGCAGCUUUGUGCAUAGGCUCGAGGGGUUAGCUACGGAUGUGGAAUAUUUCGAGAAAUUGAUGCACGUCUUUUACCCUAUGGCCUCUGCUGUAACCGGGGAGCUCACCAGCAGAGUGUUGUCGGGGCUGAUACAGAUGUUUGGUAAGCAGGCAGCUGCCGGAGAGAAGCUGCAGCGGCUGGAGAUGCUGCUAAUCAAGAUCCACAGCGCGGUUGAGGCGUCAGAGAAGCGCACCAUCAAGAAUUUGUGGCUCCUUCGAUGGCGCGAAAAGCUAAAGGAAGCAGCCUCACAAGGCGACGAAGUGCUUGCCAGCUUCAUACGCAAGGCGGAAGACGCUGAAGCCACAAGGGGCGUUGACACCAACCAGCAGCAAGGCUCAUCCUCUUCUUCUAGUGCUGCUUCUGCUAGAGCUACAGGUGCUCUGUCUUUCACAAGUAAAUCUAUGUUGGGCAUGGUGCAGGGCAUCCGCGACGCAACCCAGGUGCUGUUUUCGAGUGACAAAGACAUGGAAAAGCUGAACAGUACACUGGACAUGUUAGAGCAGCUCUCCAUAGAAAUCAGAGAGUUCAUAAGAUUGUUUCAGCUUGAGGACUGGGCAAAGGUAGAUCUAACAUCUACCGAGAGUAUGGAGGCUCCAACAACAGAGCAUAGACCAAGAAAAAAGAUGAGGAUCACAAGAAAUUCAGGGUGCAGAUUAUUUGGCCUCAAAUUAGAUGAGGAAGACACAAAAAUUUCAGCUCCGUGCGUGGAGGAUGCGGUAGUGAACAAAUUGAUCAAUCUUUCGAUCAAUGAAACGGCAGCUAUCCAGAAGGAACAGUGUGAAAUGCUCCUUGACAAGCUUGAGGAAGGGUUUGCCAAUAUCUGCAAGACCGUCGAGCUGGCAGAUAGCCACGACCUUGGGGACAUGAAGUGGCUCGCAUACUGGGCUGACAUCCUAAGGGAGGCCAAGAUAAAAGGCUGUGUCGUUCUUGGCACCAUCAGCGCUCGCAAAACACUGAGAGCCAAAGAUAACGAGCCAAUGGUGAAAUGUGAUCAAGAUCAAGAGAGAGAUCAAUUCAGCAGUUUCGUGCAUAGUAUGGAGGGCUUAGCCAGGGACGUGGAAUGCUUCGGCAAAUUGGUAUACAUGUGUUCAAGAUGCUAA
This is a messenger RNA of Triticum turgidum subsp. durum (durum wheat), 1698 nucleotides long. NCBI's taxonomy places the organism in Eukaryota, Viridiplantae, Streptophyta, Magnoliopsida, Poales, Poaceae. The record is from the annotation of a GenBank genome assembly.